CUUUCACAUUUUUUGCCAUCAAAUUUUCAUCUUUACCCCUUUUCUGUCUUUCUUACUCUCUUCCUUUUCCCUAAGGCAUGAAGUUCCAAUCUCACCAAGACCUUUUAUGUAAUGUCGUGGUGGAUUGUUUGAUGUUUGCUGCAUUCAUGAAUAUGAUAUCGAUGUGAUAAUUAUCUUAUGAGUAAGCAAUGAUUUCAACAAUACCAUAUGAUCAUCUGAUUGUCUUGAUUAAAUUAUUAUACCUGUGUUGAUUUUAACAAUUAAGACUCCCACUAAAGACUUGUUAAAAUUUUCUGCAGGUAAAAUUGGUGUUUUCUUUUAUUCUACAGCUGAAAACAUUAGGAACCAAUUAUCGGUUCUGGAUUAUGAGGGUUUCUACGGUGAAUUUUGCAUACAGCAAACCAUCGCUGAGAUUUUCACUGAUCAUUGAGUUACAGAACUGAGAGUUUGUGUAUUUUGCUUUAGAACAUGACUGUGUCUCCCACAGGAGGAUAAACUUUAUUACAUGUUAAAGGAUAAAAUGCAGUACAUUACAGUAACAUUGAGUAUAUAUUCAGUUUUGUUUGUUCUUUUCUUGCCACACAAGUACUGACUGAACAUACAACAUUGCUUGGUUUUACUGGUUUUGUAAUUUAGAACUUAAUAAUUGUCAUGUCUUUUCACAACAGGGAAGCUUGAUAAUGAAUAAAGGAAUUUUGGGGCUUGAUUGAUUCUGUGUUUUACAACUAUGCUAUUUUGAAUUGCCUUUCCACUACUUUGUGGUUUUGCGUUUCGUGUAUUUUCUAUGUUCUUCAUCUUUAUUUCAUAAGACUCCAUAAAAUUUAAUAAGAAAGAAAGACUUAGACUUUUCUUUUCUUAUUCUCAGCUUACAACUCAGGAUUAAGCCUAGCUACCAUCGAGCCUCUGAAUGGAACAAACUAUAAGAAGUGGAGAUCGGACAUAGAGAUCUACCUAGGGCUGACUGGGAUUGACUUUUGCCUUACUGAUGCUGCACCAGUGCUUACUAAUGAAAGCAGUGAUUUGGAUAGAGUUAAGUUUAAUGAAUGGGCGAGAGCAAAUAGAAUGUCAUUGCUGAUCAUGAAGAGGUUGAUGACUGAUAUCGUCAAGGGUAGCAUAGCUGACCAACCAACUGCAAGGGAGUUCCUGGACUCCAUUGCUGAGAAAUUUACUCAAAAUGCCAAAGCUGAAACUGCUGUUUUUCUUGACUCCCUGACCACCAUGAAAUACAAUGGCACUAUAGGAAUGAGAGAGCAUAUUAAGAAGUUGAUUGACACCACCUCAAAGCUCAAAGACCUGGACAUGCCUUUAGAUGACCAGUUCAUUGUGCAUCAGGCCCUGAACUCAUUGCCCUCUCAGUUUAACCAGCUGAAAACCACUUACAAUGCUCAAAAGGAUAAGUGGAACCUGAACGAGCUUAUUGCAGUCUGUGUUCAAGAAGAAGACAGGAUGAAGAGGGAUACGGCUGUAACUGUGAACCUAGUGAACAAGCCUCAGUGGCAGAAGUAUAAGGGAAAGGGAAAAGCUGUCAGUGUGAAUGAUCCUAGGAAACCAUCAACUUCUGGAGUGAAAAGGCCAUUUGUUCACCCAAAAACCAAGAGGACCAGUAGCACCAAAUGUUUCUUUUGUAAGAAAGAGGGUCAUCUGAAGAGGGAGUGCCAUUCUUUCAAGAAAUGGAUGGCAAAGAAAGGGUUUUCUAAGGAAGAGAAUCCCAAAAAGGAGUGAGGACAACGUCUGCGCAGGGAAUGGCAUGAAGGUGGCUGUCAGAGCUAUAGGCAUGCUCAGAUUAGUCUUAGAUAGUGGUAGUUUUCUAGAUUUAGAAGAAGUUUAUUACAUUCCUUCAAUUCGAAGGAACUUAGUUUCUUUUUCCCUUCUUGUAAAAGCUGGUUACAUCUUUACUGCUGAUUUGGCUAGUGGAAUAAAAAUCCUUCGUGCUUCUGCUUA
Molecule: messenger RNA, 1941 nt
Organism: Rosa chinensis
Lineage: Eukaryota; Viridiplantae; Streptophyta; Magnoliopsida; Rosales; Rosaceae
Exons: 2
Coding region: 1063-1722 (219 amino acids)
Molecular function (GO): nucleic acid binding; zinc ion binding
Source: RefSeq, a predicted model, not a curated record